AUGGCCUCAGGAGUCCAGCUGCAGAGCGGACCCACCUCCACCCUGCUCCUCCUGCUCCUGCUCUCCAUCUCGCUGUGGAGCCAGCAGGCCGAGGCCGUGGUCCACUCCAGCUUCCGGCGUCUCAGCGGCCGCGAGAAGAAGGAGAUGCAGAAGGAGAUCCUGAACCUCCUGGGCCUGCCGGGGCGACCCAGACCCCACCCACCGCUCCGGCCACCCUCCUCCGCACCGCUCUUCAUGUUAGAUCUGUACCACGCCAUGUCGGCCGACGACGAGAACGAGAUUGAUGGCAUCGGACCGGGCCCGGGGCGGUUCGGAGCGGCGGCGCAGGUCAGCUACGCGGCCCUGCCGACCCUCAGCACGCACACACCGCCGCUGGGGACUGUGGUCAGUGAGGCCGACACCGUGAUGAGCUUCGUCAACCUGGUGGAGCAGGAGCGUGACCUCCUCCAGCCUCGUCCCUACUGGAAGGAGUUCCGUUUUGACCUCACCCCCCUCCCUAAGGGUGAGACGGUGACGGCGGCCGAGUUUCGGAUCUACAAGACCCUGACUGUGGGCCAGAGGGUGAACCGGACUCUGCACAUCUCUGUGUACCAGAUCAAACGGGAGAGCAGGAACAGAGAGGCGGAGCUGGUUCUGCUGGACAUGCAGUCGGUUCCUGCAGGUCAGGAGGGCUGGCUGGCCUUCGACGUCACCUCGGCCUCCAACCACUGGCUGCUCCACCCCCGCAGCAACCUGGGCAUCCGUCUCUACGUGGAGACCGAGGAAGACCGCUCUCUGUCAGCAGCCUGGAUCGGCCUGGUGGGCCGCAGGGGUCCUCGCUCCAAACAGCCCUUCAUGGUGACCUUCUUCAGGGAGAACCAGGUUCCCUGUCGACCUCCACGGGCCAUCAAGCCGCACCCCAGGAGGAAGAAACACAAAUAUGACCUCCCGGUCCCCAUCAUCCAGAAUCGUGGUCCUGUCAACAAAGGAGAACCCUGUAAAAAACAUGAACUCUACGUCAGCUUCAGUGAUCUGGGAUGGAAGGACUGGGUUCUGGCUCCUACCGGGUACUCGGCGUAUUACUGUCACGGAGAGUGUAUUUAUCCUCUGGGCUCCUGCAUGAACGCCACCAACCACGCCCUCAUCCAGCUGGUGGUCCACCUCCUGAAGCCGGACGAGGUCCCGUCGGCCUGCUGCGCCCCCACCAAGCUCAGCUCCAUCUCCGUGCUCUUCUACGACGACAACAACAACGUGAUCCUGAAGAAGCAUCGCAACAUGGUGGUGAAGACCUGCGGCUGCUUGUGAGAGGAAGGUGAAGAACUUUGGAACGAGAACUUCAACUUAUUGUAAACCUCAGUAUUUCUAGUUCUUUGCACCGUCGUCUUUAUAG
Nematolebias whitei (Rio pearlfish) is the source of this 1369-nucleotide messenger RNA. It is a transcript of the gene bmp8a, whose product is annotated as bone morphogenetic protein 8a. Gene Ontology annotation, biological process: SMAD protein signal transduction. Gene Ontology annotation, cellular component: extracellular region. The coding region runs from base 1 to 1284 and encodes 427 amino acids. Gene Ontology annotation, molecular function: cytokine activity; growth factor activity. NCBI's taxonomy places the organism in Eukaryota, Metazoa, Chordata, Actinopteri, Cyprinodontiformes, Rivulidae. The transcript has 7 exons. The record is from RefSeq and is a predicted model, not a curated record.